This is a messenger RNA of Choloepus didactylus (southern two-toed sloth), 1713 nucleotides long. RefSeq names its product basic proline-rich protein-like. The record is from RefSeq and is a predicted model, not a curated record. Lineage: Eukaryota; Metazoa; Chordata; Mammalia; Pilosa; Megalonychidae. Bases 1 to 1713 code for a protein of 570 amino acids. The transcript is spliced from 4 exons.
AUGCUCUUCACCUCCUGUCAGUCACGCACACCUCCAGCAGGUCCCCCAGCCUGCGGUCCUUGGACCCUCGCUCCAGGGCCACCACCUGGCCGCCGGUCCACGCACCAGCACCGCUGGGACCUCGCCUCCAGCCUCUGCCUGCGGUGCCAGGGUGCGCCGGCCGGCGGCUGUUCUCCCCAGAUUCUGAGCUCAAUUCCCCCCAACCAGCAGCGGUUUCCCCCCUGGAAUGGGAGGGACGUGGAAAUUAACCAAACUCGUAACUCCGAUAGGUCGUUUGAGUUUGAGAACAAGGGUGGCUCCACCCGGGCCGCCGGCGGGGCCACAGCAGGGCAGGGGCCGCCCGCCCGCCGGUCCCCAGCCCCGCUCUCCGACUCUGGGCCCAGACCACCCCCAGGGAACCAGCGCGAGGCCGGGGUCGUCGGAGGGGACCGGCCCCAGCACCUCCCGCCGCGGGCGCCCCUCCAGCCCUGUGGCUCCGGGGGCCGGGGGCCGGUGGGGACGGGGCGCGCGCGGAGCCAGCCUCCGUGCAUCCGCGCCGGCUCCCCACGCCCUCGCCGGGUGCCCGGGGUGGCUCGGGAGCGCCGCGGCCGCGACCCUGGUCUGUGCCACCCCGUACGCGCACGGCCCGGGCCCUCCCCCACCACGCGCCGGCCCCCCCUCACCCUCCCACGCCCUGGGCCCUCCCCCACCACGCCCCGGGCCCUCCCCCACCACGCCCCGGGCCCCUCCCCCGCCACGCGCCGGGCCCUCCCCCACCACGCGCCGGGCCCUCCCCCACCACGCGCCGGGCCCUCCCCCCGCCACGCGCCGGGCGCCGGGCCCUCCCCCACCACGCGCCGGGCCCUCCCCCACCACGCGCCGGACCCUCCCCCACCACGCCCCGGGCCCCUCCCCCACCACGCGCCGGGCCCUCCCCCACCACGCGCCGGGCCCCUCCCCCACCACGCGCCGGGCCCUCCCCCCACCACGCCCCGGGCCCUCCCCCACCACGUGCCGGGCCCCCCCCUCACCCUCCCACGCCCUGGGCCCUCCCCCACCACGCGCCGGGCCCUCCCCCACCACGCCCCGGGCCCUCCCCCCACCACGCGCCGGGCCCUCCCCCACCACGCCCCGGGCCCUCCCCCACCACGUGCCGGGCCCCCCCCUCACCCUCCCACGCCCUGGGCCCUCCCCCACCACGCGCCGGGCCCUCCCCCACCACGCGCCGGGCCCCUCCCCCACCACGCGCCGGGCCCUCCCCCCACCACGCGCCGGGCCCUCCCCCACCACGCCCCGGGCCCUCCCCCACCACGUGCCGGGCCCCCCCCUCACCCUCCCACGCCCUGGGCCCUCCCCCACCACGCGCCGGGCCCUCCCCCACCACGCCCCGGGCCCUCCCCCACCACGCGCCGGGCCCUCCCCCACCACGCCCCGGGCCCCCCCCCUCACCCUCCCGCGCGCUCCCCGGUCUUCGCGCGCCCCCUGGCGCCCGGCGGCUGCUCCCGCAGGCGACUGGGUCCGGCCGGAGCGCGGUGCGCAGCGCCCUCGCGUGGACACGCGCCGUCCCCGCCGUCCCGGCUCCGCGGCCACUCCCGGGCGGGGCGCUCCCGGGCGGCGGCCGCACAUGGCCCGCGGGGACCGGAGAGGGAGGGCGCCGGCCGGGGCCGCUCUAAGUUCCAGGGUUCUAGAAGCUCGGGGGACUGCGAUGGCUCUGUACACGCGGCAUGGAAUUAG